GUUGUCGGCUUCUUAAUCGACGCCAAGAUCUUUUUGAUAUCCCUUGAAACCAGAAGACGGGUAAAGACUUGAUUGACCUCCGACAUCAGGUGUGCAACAGUCGCCAGGAUGGCAAACCGCACCUUUGGCAAGUUCUUUGACCUCCCCCUCGAGGUCCGGGACCAAAUCAUAUCAUAUCUCUGCCUGCUCCCGAACCCCAUCCAAAUUGGCCCCACCGAGGCCGCAGAGAUCCCAUUCCCGCACCACCUGCUACUCUCGCAUCCGCUCCUCUAUUCCGCCGGCUCUACCCUGUUCUACGAGCAGAAUCGCUUCGUCCUCAACCUUCAGACCGGGCCGCGCGCCGCCGUCGAGCGCGCCAUCUGCGACACCAGCGUGCCCUGGCUCCUCGGCAAUGAAACGGCCCGCCGCCGCCUUCGGUACCUCGAGCUCUCGCCGGGCCGCCUGGGUAACGUCUUCCUCACCCAUGUCUCGCCGGCCAUCGCGGACAUGAUUCUCAACGGCGCCCUGCGCCACCUCAAGCUCGUACUGUACCCGACAAGCGCCGACAAGGUGGUCUUCAAUCAGGACGCCGCUGACGCGCAGUCACGGAGGGCUGCUAUUACGCGGCGGGACGACGCGUUUGCGCGCUCGCAGCCGUUCAAGGCGCUCCUGCGGUUGCUGGCUGACCCAGAUCUGGACACGGCUGAGCUCUACGUCGAUCCGAUUCACCGCGACUUCUGGUGUGAGUUUCAUGAGGGGGUGGCCUGUUGUAAGGGACACCGGAAGGGGCCGUGGCAGCUGAUUCCCAUCGACUGGAGGAGGCUGGCUGCUAGUUAUGGCCAGGAUCACGAACUCAGCAUCGUUCGGGUGGGUUACUGAGUGCUUCGUGGACUUCGAUUCCUCGAAUCCACGCUUGAUAUCAAUUUUCCGUGUCAUUGCCUGAAAUGAGUCUGGUCCCUCAGGAUUACACACCGGUCUCUUGAGCCGAUGCUAUUCGUAGCCUCUCGGCAGGGGAUUUUUCUUUUCCGGAAAAGCUCGAGGGUCAUGGAGGCAGGGGAAAGACCGAUGAACUCCUCUCAUCUGGUCUCGCCAAACCAGCUUCGUCUAUAACAUAAACCUCUCGCUAACUCCUUGUUUCACUUUCAACUUUUCGUCUACAGACUCGACGUGGUUUGUCGACCUUGACGCUGCGAGUAAUUUUCAAACUCCGAAAUGGCUGCUGAGCACAAGAAAACACUUCGCUGUUCAGUCAGUAGCCUAAGAAGACAACUAUCAGCCGGGUUGUAAUGGCGGCGGUCUGCCUGUGCAUACUCACAUGGUUUGGAACUAGCCAGGUUCUUUCGACAAAGUGACAUAAGGUUCUUUGAGGCCAAAUUCGGAGCGUCUUCAAGAGGAAGUUGGAGGACUCCGCCUACGGCACCGAGAGCUCGGCGAGUACAUGUGGCUACAAAUCAAACCCAAACAUUGUGAAUCCCGGGAUGGGGGGUUUGAUUUGGGCAAUACCGGAAGACUCGAGACAUUGAAGAAAUCGAUAGGAAUUCUGACAGCCUCUUCACUGUUUCUAUCAGCUUGAGGCCUUCGGCCAGGUCCGGGAACCUCUGUCAUGACAUUGAAGGUCAGCCAGCACCUUGUGGCUAACAGCUGACUUUCCAAAACAUAUCAGUCGAGGCAGCUGAUUUCGAUGUAACAGUUU
This is a messenger RNA of Colletotrichum destructivum, 1672 nucleotides long. RefSeq lists its product as uncharacterized. The transcript has a single exon. The record is from RefSeq and is a predicted model, not a curated record. The coding region runs from base 109 to 858 and encodes 249 amino acids. NCBI's taxonomy places the organism in Eukaryota, Fungi, Ascomycota, Sordariomycetes, Glomerellales, Glomerellaceae.